AAAUGUUUUCAAAAUGAAAUCAAUACUUCCAAAUUAGUGUUUUCACCUUUAACAUCCCUUUUAGUCAAAUAACCCUAAAAUCAUUUUCAGCGCUAAGCUCCAAAUUCAAAAGGCGGCGUUUUAUCCAUCACCAUCGUCAUCGUCAUAGUCAUAGUCAUCGUCAAUGGCGGCGACGAUCGAGUCGUCCUAUUCGCCGGCUCCCCCUCCCGUGCCAGCGGCAAAAAAGGUGAAGCAUGAGAUGGAGUUGUUCGGAGACGUCAGGAUCGACAACUACUACUGGCUUCGGGAUGAUUCUCGCUCCAGUCCUGAAGUUCUUUCGUACCUUCAAGCAGAGAACGCCUACACAGAUUUCAUCAUGUCUGGUACCAAACACUUAGAAGACCAGAUUUAUGCUGACACGAGAGGACGAAUCAAGGAGGAUGAUAUAUCUGCACCUGUACGUAGAGGGGCUUACUACUACUAUAAGAGGACUUUGGCAGGAAAGGAGUAUGUGCAGCAUUGUAGGCGCCUUGUAUCACCUGUUGAGGCCUUACCUUCUGUUUAUGAUACUAUGCCAACUGGACCUGAUGCUCCUCAAGAACAUGUUAUCUUGGAUGAGAAUACUAAAGCUCAAGAACAUACAUAUUAUAGCAUUGGUGCUUUUAAGGUUAGUCCAAACAAUAAGUUGGUUGCAUAUGCAGAAGACACCAAAGGUGAUGAGAUUUAUACUGUUUAUAUCAUUGAUGCGGAGACUAGGACACCAGUGGGGAAGCCUCUGGUACGUAUAACUUCAGAUCUUGAAUGGGCUGGUAAUGAGGCUUUACUUUACAUCACAAUGGAUGAGGUUCUUCGUCCUGACAAGGUCUGGCUGCAUAAGUUGGGAACAGAUCAAUCAAGUGACUCCUGCCUUUAUCAUGAAAAGGACGAUAUGUUUUCUCUUGGUCUUCAAGCUUCUGAGAGCAAGCAAUUUCUGUUUGUUGAAUCUGGAAGUAAAAAUACAGGAUUCAUUUUCUAUCUUGACGUAUCAAAACCUGAAGGUGGGCUUACAGUUUUGACACCUCGUUUAGAUGGCAUUGACACAUCAGCCAGUCACCGUGGAAACCAUUUUUACAUUAAGCGCAGAAGCAACGAGUAUUUUAAUUCAGAAGUACUAGCUUGUCCACUGGAUAAUGUAUCCACAAUGACGGUUCUUAUUCCACACAGGGAAAGUGUAAAGAUUCAGAAGAUACAACUUUUCAGUGAUCAUCUUGUAGUGCAUGAGCGUGAAAACGGUCUGCCCAAGGUAACUGUGUAUCGCCUCCCAGCAGUUGGAGAACCACUUACAAGUCUUCAAGGUGGUCAGACUAUUGAUUUUCUUGAUCCUGUAUACACAGUGGAUCCAUCAGAAUCACAAUUCUCUUCCAGCAUUUUGCGGUUUUCUUAUAGCUCAUUGAGGACUCCUCGCUCUGUAUAUGAUUAUGAUAUGAGAACGGGCAUUUCUGUUUUGAAAAAUAUUGAAACAGUUUUGGGGGAUUUUGAUGCAUCAAAAUAUAUAACUGAAAGGAAAUGGGCGAAUGCUUCAGAUGGCACUCAAAUUCCUCUAUCAAUUGUUUACCGAAAGGAUCUUGUGAAACUUGAUGGAUCUGAUCCAUUACUUCUUUAUGGCUAUGGUUCAUAUGAGAUUUGCAUAGAUCCAAGUUUCAAAGCUUCAAGGCUCUCUCUAUUAGAUCGGGGUUUUAUAUUUGCAAUAGCACACAUUCGUGGUGGUGGUGAAAUGGGGAGGCAGUGGUAUGAGAAUGGGAAGUUGUUGAAGAAGAGAAAUACAUUUACAGAUUUUAUUGCUUGUGCUGAGUAUCUAAUAGAGAUGAAGUUCUGUUCAAAGGAAAAAUUGUGCAUUCAGGGAGGAAGUGCAGGAGGGUUGCUUAUCGGUGCUGUUCUUAACAUGCGGCCAGAUUUAUUCAAGGCUGCUGUUACUAGAGUACCUUUUGUCGAUGUGGUGACAACAAUGCUGGAUCCAAGCAUCCCUCUUACAACUUCUGAAUGGGAGGAAUGGGGUGACCCUCGGAAGGAGGAGUUUUACUUCUACAUGAAGUCAUAUUCCCCUGUUGAUAACAUUAAAGCUCAAAAUUACCCAAAGAUUCUUGUGACAGCCGGUUUGAAUGAUCCACGGGUCAUGUAUUCGGAACCUGCUAAGUUUGUGGCAAAGCUGAGGGAUAUGAAGAUGGAUGAUAAUGUGCUGUUGUUUAAAUGUGAACUUGGUGCUGGACACUUCUCAAAGUCAGGAAGAUUUGAGAAGCUCAAAGAAGAAGCCUUCGUAGAUACUUUUAUACUCAAGGCUUUAAACAUGGUUCCUACCCUUGGCCGUGUGCAAAGCUGAUCAGGUCAUAGAACAUGCUGCUGAUUAUAUAAUGUUCUCUUGACAAACGCGGUCAGCAACAUCUUACACAGUGUUGUGUGCAUUACAUCAGGAAUAAUCUGAGAUGGAAAUAACUUUUGGAGAAGAGAUGGAAUUACACCUUGAAGGGAUUUCUUUUGGCAGGACCACAUCAGCUUAGGCCUGAUUGUUGCUGGAAUCAACUCUUGAUAAUUCAUAUAUAUGGUCAUGCAUAGGAUGUGUUUUUCAUAGUUGAAACCAAGAGCAUCCAUAAAAGGCUGGAGUUGUUUAUUAAGGUCAAAAGAUAUGGGAACGCAGAAGGUGAUUUCCAACUUAUUGGUAAAUGUUAUUCUCAUUUAUUUUUUUAACAGUCUCUCUAUUCUAUGGGGGUGAAGAAAAUUGGUAAUUUUGGUUUUACAUUUUUGAGUUUCUAUUGCUGUGUGGAUGAUUAGCAAUCACAUAUUCUCACAACUACUACUAUUCAUUUCAUAAUCGACUAGAUGAUCCUACUAUUGUUACA
This is a messenger RNA of Vitis vinifera (wine grape), 2852 nucleotides long. RefSeq lists its product as uncharacterized. NCBI's taxonomy places the organism in Eukaryota, Viridiplantae, Streptophyta, Magnoliopsida, Vitales, Vitaceae. Gene Ontology annotation, cellular component: cytosol. The coding region runs from base 164 to 2335 and encodes 723 amino acids. The transcript has 11 exons. Gene Ontology annotation, molecular function: serine-type endopeptidase activity. Gene Ontology annotation, biological process: proteolysis. The record is from RefSeq and is a predicted model, not a curated record.